Molecule: messenger RNA, 1813 nt
Organism: Saccostrea echinata
Lineage: Eukaryota; Metazoa; Mollusca; Bivalvia; Ostreida; Ostreidae
Product: heat shock 70 kDa protein 12B-like
Exons: 4
Coding region: 38-1774 (578 amino acids)
Molecular function (GO): ATP binding; ATP-dependent protein folding chaperone
Source: RefSeq, a predicted model, not a curated record
AAAGUAGAAAAAGGAGGUGAAUGAGAAUGACAUUAAAAUGGAUGUAAGCAUUCUAAGCAAAAGCAAAAGUCUAUUUGUGGCGGCCAUAGAUUUCGGGACGACGUACUCCGGAUACGCGUUUUCUCUUACACAAGAAUGGAAGAAACCCUACACGUACCACUGGCAGGGCGGGGGCCUGGUGUCACAUAAGGCCCCCACUGCUUUACUACUGGACUCGAGUCAGAACUUUGUCGCCUUUGGUUACGAUGCAGAAGACCAAUAUUCUCAAUUAACGGCCAAGAAACAGCAAGACAAAUAUUACUUCUUCCUACGAUUUAAGAUGAUUCUUCACAAAGACCCGGGAGUAAAUAAAAAUAUUCUUUGUGAAGAUGAAUCCGGGAAAUCUUUACCAGCCAUCGUCGUUUUUACUCAUUGUAUACGUUAUCUAAAGGAUCAUUUAUAUAAAGAAAUUAACAAAAGUAUUCCAGGAACAGGAGAAGAUGCCAUAGGGUACGUUUUGACGGUACCUGCCAUUUGGGGUGAUCGUGCAAAACGCUUCAUGAGGGAAGCAGCUAUAAAGGCAGGGAUUGAAAAGAGUAGACUAAUCAUUGCAUUGGAACCCGAGGCAGCAUCUAUUUAUUGUCAACAUCUCACAAAUGACAAGGAACAGUUAUCUGCCACCCUGGGGGUACUAAACUCUGGACAAAAGUAUAUGGUGGCGGAUCUUGGAGGAGGUACUGCUGAUAUAACUGUACACAAGAAAUGUGAGGACCACACUUUAGAAGAAAUUAGUCCCGCCAGCGGGGGACCAUGGGGAGGAAAAUCGGUCGACGAUCGCUUCAUACGCUUCCUGGAGGAUAUAAGCGGAAGUGGAACAAUGUCGAAGUACAAAAAACAAAGUAUGGAAGAUUAUUUAGACAUUUUACGAACAUUCGAAGUAACAAAACGUAGUGUUUCGCCCGAAAAGACGGGGAAAAUUCAAAUAAGAAUACCUCUGUCUUUUGUUGAGUUCUGCAAAUCUACUAGAAAGGUUAAGGACUUUGCUUCUGCUAUAGAAAUUUCACCUCACAAAGGUAAUGUGACAUAUGCUACCGGUAAACUAAAGUGGACAGUCGAAUUUUUUAAAAAGACAUUUUUCCAAAAAACUAUUGAAAGCAUAGUCAAACAUGUAGAUGAAUUAUUUGAAGAAGAAAAUGUCAGAGGAGUUAGUAAUAUUCUAAUGGUUGGUGGUUUUUCCGAGUGUAAACUUGUUCAGAAGGCCAUUAUAGACAACUUUCCAGACAAAAAAGUCAUUGUUCCGACUGAUGCAGGACUUGCUGUUGUCAAGGGGGGCGUGUACUUUGGUCACGUGCCAAAUGCCGUUUCUCGAAGAGUGGCAAGGUUUACAUACGGUAUUCAAACAUGGCCAGAAUUUAAACCGACCAUUCAUCCACAAUCGAAGAAAUUUGAGGUCAAUGGAAUGAAUCGUUGUAAGGAUGUCUUUUUUCCAUUCGUUCAGAAGGGAGAGCAGAUUCCGCUUGGCUUUUCAAAGUCUCAAAUAUUUCGUCCUCUGCAUGAAAACGACACCAGACUUGAAUGUGCUGUUUAUAUUUCAAGUGAGAAAGAUCCAAAAUUCGUGGACGACCCUGGAUGUGAACUAUUGGGCACCCUUCAGGUACCUGUUUCCAGACAGACCCCGGAAUCUCCCAGCUCUGAGGUUGAGGAAACGCUCUUUUUUGGUGAGACAGAGAUAAGGGUGACUGCACGUGAUAUAAUGACGAACCAAUCUAAAGACGUGUCUUUUGAUAUAUUUUGAAUACCUUAAAUUUCAUACCGAUAUGUAUUAUUAUUUUCA